Molecule: messenger RNA, 1232 nt
Organism: Mytilus trossulus (common blue mussel)
Lineage: Eukaryota; Metazoa; Mollusca; Bivalvia; Mytilida; Mytilidae
Product: sulfotransferase 1C3-like
Exons: 6
Coding region: 107-994 (295 amino acids)
Biological process (GO): sulfation
Cellular component (GO): cytoplasm
Molecular function (GO): sulfotransferase activity
Source: RefSeq, a predicted model, not a curated record
UUUACUUAGUAAUUACUAUAAAUAUAGAUUAAACAAAAUUGAUGUUCCUUUUUGUAUAACCACGUUCGAUAGUCGAUACAGUCAUAUUGCCAACCAGUUGUUAGUUAUGGAGGAUAAAAGAGAUUCCAAUGCAGCAAAACGCGGUGCAUUCCUCGUAUUUGAUGGGAUGACACUGCCACCCUUUCCGCCAUUAAAGAAAAAUGCCGAAGAACGAUUCACUGCCAUCAGGGAUUUAGAGACCAGACCAGAUGACAUCAUAUUAACAGCGUUCCCAAGAUCAGGAACACAUUGGUUGUGGGAAGUAAUACAUAUGUUACUGCAAGGUAAUGCUGAAUAUACAACUGCAGUAAAAGAAACGGCAUUUCUAGAAAUGAUUCCCGAUUUAAAUCCGAUAAACGAAGUGAAGUCUCCAAGAUUGCUGAACACUCAUGUUCCGUUUCGGUGGUUGCCAAAGAAACACCUUUGCGAUGAUGGCAAAAUUGUUCAUGUCAUACGAAACCCAAAAGAUCAAGCUGUUUCCAUGUACAACUUUAUGUUAAGCUUUAGUCCAAUGGUAGCGGCAAAGAUGAGUUGGAAUGUAUUUUUCGAAAUGACUAUGAAAGCACCAGAGAAGUUUUUUGGCGGUUGGUUUGCUUAUGAAAAAGAAUUUGAAAAAGCUUCUAAAGAUGGCUCAUUGAAAACAGUUCAUACUUUAUACUACGAAGAUUUGAAAAUGAAUCCAAUUAAAGAAAUACGAUUACUAGCCGACUUUCUGUCAGUCGAUGUAAAGGACGAGUUAGUACAAGCCAUAGCUGAUAAAUGUACAUUCACAAAGCUUAAAAAGGCAGAUGAAACAUUAAAAACAAAAUUUGACGCAGAUUCAGUUAGUCACUAUAGGAAAGGAGAGGUAGGGGAUUGGAAAAACUAUUUUACAGUUUCACAGAACGAACAAUUUGAUAAUUUAUACAAGAGAGAGAUGGUAGACUCAGAACUUAAGGUCAAGUUCCAAAUCUAAGUUCCUCAAAGGUCAAAUUUAAUAACCGAUUCCUAAACUCUAGGGUACAUUUUAUAUUUAGCAUGACCCACUAAUUGUAGAAAUGUGUUUUUGUCUUUUAACCAAACUUAUCAUUCAAUUUGAAAAUACUCAAAGCCAUGAAUCAUCUGUAGACAUUUAGUACAGUGGAUUAAAGUGUCUAACGUCAAAUUAUGCUGUAUUUAUUAUAAAACUAUGAUAUAUAAAAGGCAAAAGAGAA